Molecule: messenger RNA, 846 nt
Organism: Microdochium trichocladiopsis
Lineage: Eukaryota; Fungi; Ascomycota; Sordariomycetes; Xylariales; Microdochiaceae
Product: hemerythrin HHE cation binding domain-containing protein
Exons: 2
Coding region: 1-846 (281 amino acids)
Source: RefSeq, a predicted model, not a curated record
AUGGCACCAGUCUUUGCCGACCGGCCGUUCGCGCCAAUCCCAACACCCAUGGUGAUACUGGCCAAGGGCGAAAAGCCUGACGAGUUCACGGUCCUGGCCACCGAGAUGGCCUGCGUCCACAACUUCCUCAUCCGUGGCCUCAACGCCAUUUACCUACAAGCACCACACAUCCGCACCCCAGCAGACCAGCACGCCUUCCUCAACUUUGCCCACCAGUGGUACCGGGGCCUGCACGUGCACCACACGGGCGAGGAGGAGCUCUUCUUCCCGAUGCUUGAGGCCCGCACGGGGAUCAAGGGCAUCAUGGACGGCAACGUUGCCCAGCACGCCCAGUUCGAGCGCGGGGUCGACGAGCUCGACGCGUACGUGCAGCGCUGCCUGCAGAACCCCUCUGCCUACGACGGCGACAAGAUCGUCGGCAUGAUCGACUCGUUCGGCGCCGUCCUGAGGCAGCACCUCGCCGACGAGAUCCCCACGCUGCUCGCCCUGCGCGAGCACGCAGACAAGCUCGCGGGCAUGUACAAGGAGUUCUCGGACGAAGGGGCCAAGCACAUGCAGACCCUGGGACUGUUCAAGGGCGCCGCGUGCGUCAUAGCCACCCACGACGUCGACUACGAAGGCGGGCUGCACAGGGGCUUCCCGCCCGCGCCAGCCGUCCUGGUCUGGCUGCUCCGGAAUGUCGCCUGGUGGGUGCACCGCGACUGGUGGCGGUUCGCGCCGUGCGAUCGGCACGGCAGGAUGAAGGACUUGUCGUGCAACAUCACUAAGGGUUCUUCAGCUGCUGCGGCUGCUGCGGCUGAGGUCAGGCAGGAGACUGUCAGUGUUGUGCGGAAGGGCGACUUGUAG